UGUUGCAAUUGUUUUUGCUUUGGGCCAGAUCUUUUGGCGAAGCAUGAACCGUGUUUGGCGUUCGGUGUUUCUCUUCACGCUUUCCUGCCUCUGGCUUUGUUACCAUCUCUCGUUUAAUUCUACCAACACUUGAGCUGUUUGUGCUCAGUUGUCAGACUACACGGGUAUGAGCUGUAGCACUGAGGAAUCUUGAAAUAUCUUUUCUUCUCAAGCUAUAGCUUUACAUUUUUGCAGCUGUCAGUGUGYCCACACCUGUGUGUUUCGUAGCACUUGACACAAUUGACAUUAAUUCAUCCAAAUUAUUUUUUUCCAGAUUCCAGACACGUGAACAGUUUAGCAAGUCUGACAGCAGUGAGUUCCACAGGAUUUCUGUGUGAUUGUCAUUGUGCUGUACCACAGCGAAGAGGUAUUUUUCACUUCAAGAUACCUUGCAUUAAAAGAUCAUGGUAGACAGUUUAAUAGUUUCCUUGAGACUUCUCAGUUCCCUAGCAGUGCUGGGAUUUCAGUUUGUCAUCCCACAGCCCUCAAUUGAACACAGAAAGGUUCCGCAGAGGAUAGAAGAACAAGGAGAUGCUCCUGAGGACAGCAGUGCGGGAGUGCCCGGCCUGUGGGGCAGCUGGGGGCCCUGGUCCGCCUGUUCGCGGAGCUGCAGCGGGGGGGUGAUGGAGCAGACGCGGCCCUGCCUGCCCGCCUAUUACCGGGAGCGSGGCUACCGCCGCCCGGGCCGCCACUUCCCGGCCUCGGACAGGGCGAGCGCCCACCACAGCRCCCACCACGAGGACUCGCUGUCCGCCUACCCCGGCCACGUCAUUUCUGCCAUCCGCACCUCCGUGCCGCUCCACAGGAGCGAGGAGCAGCACUGGGCUGGGCUCCGGGCCGCCUCCCCCGGGGCGCGGAACAGCAGCCAGGGCGGCMGGGCGGCCCUCAGGGGCAGCCGGCACUCGCAGGCCCCGCGCCACAGCGCCAAGCCCGAAAAGAGAAACAGAAACAGAAACCCUAUUGGUCCAGGAAAGUAUGGAUAUGGAAAAGUGCCAUACAUUUUACCUUUGCAAACUGAUACUGGGCAGCAGCCUCAGAAGCUGCGCAGGCAGCGGCAGUCGUCGAGGAAUCACCUAUUCCACCAGAGUCCGAGUCUCAUGAGCCCCUACAGCCAGGCAGCUGCUCCUUCACUGCAGCACAGGAGUCUUUAUCAAGAAGCAAGUGAGCCUCAGGCGGGACCCCAAGUCCUGGGGCCCUCAGUUUAUCAGUCACCUUCAUUUCCUGURUCUCAAAGUCUGUUCCAUGGCAGUGACUCCAACCCCCAUGGCCCUGCCUCCCACCAGGCCCUGCAGGGRCAGCCCCAGCCCCAGAGAGCUGCAGCCAUCGUGUGCAUUGGCGCCUACAAGCAAUAUAAACUCUGCAAYACAAAUAUGUGUCCCGAAAGCAGCAGAAAUAUUAGAGAGGUACAAUGUGCAUCAUACAAUAACAAGCCAUUUAUGGGUCGAUUUUAUGAAUGGGAACCUUUUGCAGAAGUGAAGGGGAGUCAGAAGUGUGAGCUGAAYUGCCGGGCCAUCGGCUACCGCUUCUACGUGCGCCAGGCAGAGACAGUGAUCGAUGGCACCCCCUGUGACCCCAACGGRACUGCCAUCUGUGUGGCAGGGCAGUGCAAGAACAUUGGCUGUGACGACUAUCUGGGUUCUGACAAGGUGAUUGACAAGUGUGGAAUAUGUGGAGGGGACAACACUGCUUGCAAGGUUGUGUCUGGAGUUUUCAAACACACGCUAACAAAUCUUGGCUACCACAAGAUAGUGGAAAUUCCCGAAGGAGCUACUAAAAUCAACAUUACUGAGAUGUCAAAGAGCAACAACUAUUUGGCCCUGCGCAGCCGCUCGGGACGCUCCAUCAUCAACGGGAACUGGGCCAUCGACCGCCCGGGCAGAUACGAAGGUGGUGGGACAAUGUUCACUUACAGACGCCCCAAUGAGAUCUCCAGCACAGCAGGGGAGUCGUUUCUUGCUGAUGGGCCAACAAAUGAAGUCCUUGAUGUCUAUAUGAUACAUCAGCAGCCUAACCCGGGUAUACAUUAUGAAUAUAUCAUUCCAGGAGACAAUGUCAUUAGUCCUCAGUUGCUUGCUCACAGGAGGCCAGGGGAGCCACUGAAUGGUCAAUUAGGAAUGCCAGAAAGUACAAGUCAUGAGGAUGAGGAUUUGCAUAGAGAGACAGACAUUCUCACUGGACAGUCAGCUGGAACUUUUCCAGUUAUUCAGCCAGGAAGAUUUCCUUCUCAUCAGCCAGAAAACCARGUGCCUGCUAUGCAACCACCAAGACAAAACCGAGAACACAACUGGAAACAGGUUGGAAAAACUGAGUGUACUACUACAUGUGGGAAAGGAUCACAGUACCCAAUUUUCCACUGCGUCAACAGAAUCACUCACGAGGAGGUACCCGAGGGUUACUGUGACAGCAGUACCAAGCCCAUUCCCGAAGAGGAGGCCUGCAACCUCUUCCCAUGUCCAGCUUUCUGGGAUAUAGGUGAGUGGUCUGAGUGCAGCAAGACCUGUGGGCUCGGGAUGCAGCACCGCCAGAUCCUGUGCCGGCAGAUCUACGCCAACCGCACGCUAACGGUGCAGCAGUACCGCUGCCAGCACUUGGAGAAACCCGACACAACCAGCACCUGCCAGCUGAAGAUCUGCAGCGAGUGGCAGAUCAGGACAGAGUGGACUUCAUGUUCAGUGCCCUGUGGAGUGGGGCAGAGGACUAGAGAUGUGAAAUGUGUCAGCAACCUUGGGGACGUUGUUGAUGAUGAGGAAUGUAACAUGAAGCUGCGGCCAAAUGACAUCGAGAACUGCGACAUGGGCCCCUGUGCCAAGAGCUGGUUCCUUACAGAAUGGAGUGACAGGUGCUCUGCAGAGUGUGGGGACGGGAUCCGCACGCGCUCAGUGGUUUGCAUGACCAACCAUGUCAGCAGUUUGCCUCUGGAAGGCUGUGGCAACAACAGACCCUUGGAAACAACUCCCUGCAAUAAUGGGCCCUGUGCUGGGAAAGUGGAGUGGUUUGCUGGGGGCUGGACACAGUGCUCUACUGAAUGYGGUAGUGGAACUCAACAGAGAGAAGUAAUUUGUGUUAGGAAAACUGAAGGUAAUUUUGAUGUUUUGGAUCCCCAUGAAUGUUCRUAUUUGGAAAAACCUCCCAGCCAGCAAUCCUGCUACCUCAAACCAUGUGGAUCUAAGUGGUUUCAUACAGAAUGGAGCACAUGUUCCAARUCCUGUGAAGGAGGAUUUCGAGUACGGGAGGUGCGGUGUCUAACGGAUGACAUGGCAGCCAGUACUCAGUGUGAUCCACAGCUCAAACCUGAAGAGAAAGAACAAUGUAAUACACAGGAUUGUGUCCCUGAAAUAGAUGAGAACUGCAAGGAUAAAUACUACAACUGCAACGUGGUGGUUCAGGCCCGGCUCUGUGUCUACACCUAUUACAAAACAGCCUGUUGUGCUUCCUGUACCCGUGUUGCAAACAGACAGUCGGGCUUCCUGGGCCGGAGAUAACAACAACUGCUCUGCUCAAAACACCAGUGGCACUCUUCACACGGAGCUCCAACAGUGCUACUGCUUUGACUGCAGCAGUUAGAGCUUCUUAGAGAUGGGGUUUAUAUUGCUGAGUGCAUCAAGACUAUGGUUAAAUCUCACACCCKUUCAGUUACAGUUAUUUGCAAUUAUCUCUUUAAGAUGUUUGUUGUAAAAUCGUGGGGGUUUUUUUAAGCAUUCAUUUUUAAUGAUACUGUUWUUUGCACCUGCUCAUCAGAUAAUUAUUUAAGGAACAUAUCAGCCUUAAGAUUGUGAAAUUMAUGAAAACUAAAAUCAAUUGCAGGCAAUUAUUGGAGAUAGUUGACCAAUAUAGAUGCAGCUGCUCCAUUAUUUUCUGAGUGCUUACUUUUUACUUGGUAUUUUGAACUGCCUUGAGUUAGAAUGACUAAAUCAGUGAAACAUGUGCAUGAAAAAAGUUAUUUCUCAAAGAACCAGUCCCUUGAAAACCAUUUAUCAUCCAUUUCUUAGCACUCUAAAGUAUAYUUUUAAUAAUAUAUUUUUAACUACUUCAGUCCAUUCAUAAUAAAUCACUGUUAAGCUCUCUCAGUUGUACUUCUAACUAAUGUCCUGUCCUCAGUCAGCAAAUAUAUACAUGCUUGACUGCCAGAAGGUGCCUUUAUAUUCAAUUCAUAAACUCAUGAAGAUAAYUUCUAUAAUUUUGUAUGGAUUUUAAAAUACAUGACUUACCAGAGGGACACUAGUGUCUAACCCUUUAAAACUUUAACAACUGCACCUGUCAGUGAGACAGGUUAACCAGAAAGGUGAAGAGCCUUUGCUGGURUAAAAAGUGAUUGUUUCCUUUGGUGAGGUCUCUUUUAUAUGAGGAAGUUAUUUCAGCARACUGGGAUCUUGCCUAAUUCUUGUCUCUGCACUAUUGUUUAACAAUUACCAAACCAAAGUACUUUGUCCAGACCUAGUCUGGAUAUGUCAGCAGUUUCUGAAAGAGCCACCAAAGGAUCCAGGCCUGCGUGCCUUAUUGCAGUCCGUUACUCCUGGUGUCAGGCAGCGGUAUGCGUCUAGUAGCUGAGUAUCUGCAGAAAUGGGAUCUUAGCUAUUGACAUUCUUCAGGUUUUGAUCAGUUAUUAUGACAUAGUGUCUUUUUUUACUCASUGUUUCAUUGCACAGAUCUAUUCAUACCACUCCUUGUCUAUUACUCAAGAACGGCUGCGAACUUAGAGCUGAAUUUAAGUGGUGAUUUUUCAUUUCUGCAAUUACUGUACUCAGCCUUGGGACUUGCUAAAAGCAAAUAGUAUAUUAUACAGUGAAGGUGAGGUUUUGCAUUAUCUACAUGUUCUCUAGGCUUUACUUGAGAGGUCUUUCAAAUGUGUAAAUAAGGCUGAGGGAAAAAAAUAAACCCGUCUGCUUAUUCAGCUGUUUAUCACAGCAUAUUGCUUGUAAAUGAGUGAUGCCCAUCUCUGCAUCUGUUCCUAAGGUGCCUGAUGUCUGAGUUGUGAAACAGCUGUAAUAAUCUAUAUUCAGUCAGUCCUAUAGAUGUGGUUAAGGUAUCCUGCUACUGAUGGCAGAGCCAUGUUUGAGCCUCAUUGUGUAUCCUUUUCUUACUGCUUUGGUGGAGAGGAUGUGACAAGGGAGUGGAAUGCUGAAGAGGCAAAGGUUGCUGGUGUGGUACCUGGGAGCCACAGGAAGGUGGAAUUCCUGUAGUCUACAAGCUGCCUUGCAUUGAGGUAAACCAUUGAAAGUUUUGAUUUGGUCACUCUUGAAAAACGUGUUUUGGACAUGAUGAACUACUACUGUUUGGCUMCAUGAAAUGAAGAAGUGUUUCCCCUAAAAUUUGAAGGUACUCUUUUUGACUAUAAAUCRUUGUGUGUCAGCCAGUAAUGUCAUUGACUGUUUGUGUACACCUUGACUUGGGCUUUUUCACUGUAAAUAAUAGAUAUAAAGUUGUUAGAAUCAGAAAUUCUAAUUCUAGGAAACUUCUAAUUCAAGUUCAUCAAUCUUCCCUUGUAUUAUAAAGAUUUGUCCAUGAAAAUAACUUAAAGGUUUGUUAUCAUAUUAUAUUUCUUAGAUUCUUAACUGAAGAAUGAUAUGGAGAAAGUGCAGUGUAAACAAUUCUGGAAUCCAGUACUUCUGAAUACAAAUUUUCAUCUGUGAAUCUCAUUGCAGCAAAUCUUGACAUAAAUUAUAUAAUUUUUGCUGUUGUCUCUUUCGUCCCAAGGAAGUGUUUCCUGUCAGCUUGAGGGAAAUACCUGUCCUGUUUCAUAAAAAGGCUUCCUGAAAACCCCAAGGCCAAUAAGAUGCAGAGAUAAUCAGGUUUGAAGUCAGUCCAUAGGACAAAUGCUUCUUUCACACGCUUUGGCUGUGWGACCAUCAGUGACUCAGCACAUAGACAGAUCCACCUAUUUUGUAAAAUCUGUUCUUUUGCUCURGAGUAUAUGGCCAUUAGCUUAUUUUAUGAAGAGGAUCAUCUUGUAGGCUCUACUAAGCUGCUACUAAAGGAAACAGUGUCUGUGACAGCUGUCAAAGAAUAUAUAAAUACACAUAGCAGUAUCACCCUGUAUUACAUCUAACGUAUGCAGCUUUGUGAAUUGAAUGUAGUGAGGUAUGGUUAUAUAAAUUGUACUGUUUUCAAAGUUAAGAGUUAUUUUUCAGAUGUACCAGAGAAAUCAAAGAAAAAAGAGGUUUUACCUAAUUAAACACAUAAUGGCAAAGAAAGUUCCAGAAUGCUGCUGGACUUAAUCAUUUAUCACCUCUUCUCAUAUGUCAGCAUUAUUAAAAUAGUURUUCCUGUAAAAUGAACUAAUGAGCCCUUUUCUUCAGCACUUUGAUAUACUAAUAUUGUCUGCACAAAGUAAGAGCUGUGCUAAGAUUCACCAUCUCACAAGCAUAGUUUUGAAAUUGUGCCUAUAGCAAGUGUUUGUUCUAGUGGAACAGUGCCCCAAUUUAAGAUGAUGCCUGCAGAGGAUCUGAGUUUACUUUCCAUAAUUCAAAGGUGGCCUUAAUGAAUGUAGUAGACUUAGAGCAGAUAUGAAAACAGUAUAAAUAAGAAAUGAUGCAUAUUAUCAAUUGCAAAUAUCAAUUAUGCAAACUUUGAUUUUAAAUGUUUUAAUUUCUCUUUCUGGCAUUUUAACAUCAGUCAAAAUCAUGCAGAACAGUGGAAAAAUGCUUCUUUGCCUUGAAGAUGCCUUAUAAAAUCCAGGAAUACCACAGUAAGUUAAAUACUUUAUUUAAAGAGACCAGCUGCUUAUGGGGUAAAAUCUGCAUACAAUUUUCAUGUCUUAGAGACUUGCAGCUGGCUAAAAUCAGCUUCAUCCAGGGCAGGCUCUGUGUCUCAAAGCACUUUUCUUUUGGAAUUGAGGAUUCCUGGUACAGUUUGUCAACUUGCCAAGAGUCCAUCAGGGUUUACUAGCUCCUGUGCAAUGUCACUUUCAAGCAUUUGUUGGUAGAAUUCCUUGUGUACACUAAAUGCACACUUGAGUUUGAGAGACCGAAUUCAUGGAGUCUUCCCUUCCUCUCACAGCAGAUGGUGUGGAAGUGAGAGGGUCUCUCCURUGGGAAUGACCCUUUGAAUGUGUCUGACUUGGCCAGCAAUGAGACAGUGUUUGUUUUGGUGUCUGAUCUUCAGUCUCCAGGCUGUGAAAAGGGCAGGGCUUGUUCAGAGGCCAGGCAGAGCUGGGGAAUGCAGUGCAGGAGGUUUGGUCAUGCUGCAAGCCUGCAAGUCCACCUGGACUGGAUGGCCACAGGCUCAGUGCAGGACCACAGCAGAGUCCCUGCACAGGGACCUGGUGUCUUCCUCAUCACACACAUAAACUGUUCCUGUUUUGUCCCAAUGCUUCAGCAAAUGGAGAACUUUCUGUAUGAGUAAAGCAGUGUUUAAUAUUAAUGGUACUGCUUAGAUCCCAGUUCAUGACAAUGUGGUGCAGUUGUGUAUCAGUCAUAUAAUCUAGAGUCCUACAAAGUGCCAGUGGUCGCCACUGAGGGAGGAAGGAGGGAGGUGCUCAAGCAKCCUAUGGCUACUAUAGGGAGGUUAUAUCUUCCUGAAGGAAAUGCCUUGCUUCCUCUCUUCAUCAUCUGUACCACUCUAAGUAGUAAAAUGUGCCUUUUAGGGCUUUGCUUUUCCCCAUCCUCAUCCUGACUUGUCUCCCUUUUACACCCACAGCAAGGCUUCUCCUCUCCUUCUUAUCUCACWUUCAUCYCUUUGUCCUUUGGGUGAAAAUACUAAAUUUUGCCAGAAUUACUGAAAUCCUGAUCUGGCCUUUGAUUUAUAAGAAUCUGUGUUAACAGCCCAGCUGUUGAGAGAGUUUGUAUUCCUGCCAGCCCCUGGAUUUUUCUGUCUAUGCAUAUCUAUGUUGGUUAGUUUUAGAUGCAUAGUAGUAAAGUACAUGGUAAAUUAAUUCCUGUCCAGUGAAGUUAUGAUUGCACAGCUGUUGAAAUCUGUAGUGGCCCUUUAUUCUAAUAUGUAACAUCUAUUGCACAACAAAAGAGUUAUGGUCCUCAGAAAGGAAAAGCUUUGUGUGUUACCUGGUUUUCUUGAGACUUGGCGUCUCUGACUUUGUAAAAGCUCUUCUGUUGUAUUGGGCAGAUGAUUUAUAUGCAUGCCUGUAAUGGAAUACGAAACAUGAAAUUUUGAACAUGAAAGUAAACUUCCUUUAUUUCUAAAAUUACAGAAUGUGUGUGGGAGAUUAAACUAGGCAUUGUUUAGAAAAUAAAAUAAUUAUUUCUUCAUCAGAAAUGAAAAAUCAUCCACAAAACAUUUUCAAUGGAUUUUGAAGCAAACUUGUAAUCAUUGUAAUAUUUCAGUGUGGGCAAAAUUCAGACCUCGUGAAAGGGAGAAAAUUCCAUUUAAGAGAAUUCAUAGCAGACCUGAACUUGGUUUUCUUCUUCUCAGCUUUUAACCAGAAGUUCAGAAGAAUGACUUCGCAGUUAUAUCCCCAUGUAGUAUAACUGGAUACAGAUAAGUAUCCAAUCAUACCUGGAGAGGAGGGAGCUUARUUCUGAUGAAUCAUUGACCUUUCAGCAACAGUCAUUGCUGCUUGUCCUGACCUGUUUUUCCGUGCUGAGUUUGGGUCGCUUGAGACCAGUGGCCUUGGCAGGGGUUGGGUACACACGAGCUUGUAAAGUCCCGUCAUAGACACUCAGGAUCUACAGAGAGGAUCAGGAAGGACAGGAGAGACAAAAGAAACCCUAUUUUUUUUAAUAUGUAUAAAAUUGUCUACUUGACCCUCAUAACUGAUUUUGGCAGAAGGAUAUACUUUAUUGUAACUUAUUUUGUUGUUAUUUGUAAAUACAAGAUGUCUAUGGGAAAUACGUAAUUCUGAGCUGUGUCUAUGGAAUAAGCCACUGCACCAAAAUAUUUCAAAUAUUUAGAAUAAGCAGAUUUUUUUAUUAAAAGGGACCUAAUAUGUAUUUAUUUACAUAUACCAUUCAAAAUUUGUCCAGCUUUUUCAUUAUACUAACCCAGCUUUUUAGGGAAUUUUAUAGCACAGGUAUUACAUAUAUAUUUUUGUAUAUAUGUCAUACUGUAAAUCCAUAAUACAAUUUUCUAAACUUUCUGAUUAGUCAGUUCCUUGAGUGAAUUAAAAGGGGAGAGUAUAGGCAGAUUGCUUUCUGACUCGUUCGGGAAUAUGUAUCUGUGGCAAUGUACCUGAACCAGAACUGUACAGCAUCCUUUUCAUAUUGUAUACAUUUUCUCUUUGAUGAAAAAAUGUUAACUAUUUUUGUGUAUGACUAAUUUAUUUUUUAUUAUUGUGAAAAAUAAAGUAACUCAAGAUA
Molecule: messenger RNA, 9287 nt
Organism: Malurus melanocephalus (red-backed fairy wren)
Lineage: Eukaryota; Metazoa; Chordata; Aves; Passeriformes; Maluridae
Gene: THSD4
Product: thrombospondin type 1 domain containing 4
Exons: 18
Coding region: 444-3521 (1025 amino acids)
Biological process (GO): extracellular matrix organization
Cellular component (GO): extracellular matrix
Molecular function (GO): metalloendopeptidase activity
Source: RefSeq, a predicted model, not a curated record